Acaulospora morrowiae is the source of this 1032-nucleotide messenger RNA. The record is from the annotation of a GenBank genome assembly. Lineage: Eukaryota; Fungi; Glomeromycota; Glomeromycetes; Diversisporales; Acaulosporaceae.
AUGUUUCAUGAUUUGACGGAAGAACUUUCGAAAUUUUCAUUUAAUGAAGAGGUGGAGGUCAAAAGCAGCAAUGAAAGCAUUUCUAAAAGUAAUGAGAAGAAAGCUGCCGCAGAGGAAAGGAUAGUGUUGAACGUUGGCGGUAUUAGGUACGAGACAUUUCGUUCUACUUUAGUUGCAUACCCCGAGACACUUCUUGGUACAAUGUUUGCGGAGCGAAAUAAAGAGAUGCUUCACCCCACAAACGGCAAUGAAUAUUUUUUCGACCGGGAUGGUUACUUAUUUCGAUACAUCCUACAGUAUUAUCGCACCGGCAAAAUUCAUUGGCCAGAAUUACCUAACGCUCAAAACUCCAUUACUAGCUUGAUUCGUGAUGGGACGAGAAAAGAACUUUCACCAAGUGUGGCAACAAAAGAUGGUGAUGAUAUAAUACCAACAUACAUAUUUCCCAUUUCCCGUUCUGAACUCGAGCAAGAAAUGCAAUAUUUUCUAAUUCCAUUACCAAAUAGCGACGACGACGAUGAUUCACAUAACGGUGAUCCAUUGUAUUAUAAUCCUUUGACAUUUGCCAACAAAGCUGUGGUGGAUAACGUCAACGGAUUUCUGGUUGCUCUUCGAAACGUAAUGCAUCAAUUGGCUGGUCUAUUUGAGAAGCACAUUUCGAUCACUUUCUUUCACGAUAGACAACCACCAACAUUCAACCUGAACUCAAAUUUGAGCAUUAUUAAAAACGAGACUGCUCCAUUCCGUGAUGUCAUAAAACAAUUGUUGUUACCCUAUGCAGGAGUUGGAUAUACCUUAUUAAUGAACUUUGAAAAAGAGGUGGAACAAUAUUUAAAGGGUGAAAUACCUGAGCUGACCUGGUCGAUUGAAAAACCGCCUGGCUUACCCAAUAGAUUUACCCUACAUCUUAGUUUAAAUGAUAAGUUUUUGAAACAACAGAUUCUGAGGAAUAGUUUCCUGGUCAAUGUUAUUGGAGGAGGGGGAAUGGCUGGAUCAUCGACAAACGACAGAACGAAGGAAUUUAGCAAAUGA